Molecule: messenger RNA, 1546 nt
Organism: Callorhinchus milii (elephant shark)
Lineage: Eukaryota; Metazoa; Chordata; Chondrichthyes; Chimaeriformes; Callorhinchidae
Product: LFG_like domain-containing protein
Exons: 10
Coding region: 95-1054 (319 amino acids)
Cellular component (GO): membrane
Source: RefSeq, a predicted model, not a curated record
GGCAAUAGCUGCACUUUCCACCUGAACGCAGUCGCCGUCUGUUUCUUCUUUGUAGCAAUUCACAUGACCAGCGACAACACAUCUGCUACUGGAAAUGGAUAGAUUCUCAGAUGGUCGAAGAGAACAAGACCCAUCAAGAUAUGAAGACCCCCCACCAUAUUCAUUCAAACAAAGCAAUUAUCAGCAUAACUUGUCACAGGUCAUGAGCUACCCUCCACCAGACUACCCAAAGGAAAGUUACCCAGGUAGGAGCUACACACCUCAGGAUUACCCAAACCAAGCAUAUCCUACGCCUGGGGCACUUCAAGGCUAUACAGCAUCACCUCUAACCCCAGAGCAAGAUACUCCUCCAGAAUAUCAGAGUGUCUCAGUGAACCAAACAGAGCUACAUUUCCUUGACAAAGCUAUCAGAAGAGCUUUCAUCAGAAAAGUGUACCUCACAUUAAUGCUUCAGUUGAUAAUCACCAUAAGCAUAAUCUGCACAUUCCUUUAUUGGAAAACUCUGAAUCGCUGGACCUUUGAACAUAGCUGGUUCACAUUUGCUUUGUUCCCUGCCAUCUUUAUUUUGAUCAUCGUCCUAUCUUGCUGUGAUGGUGUUCGACGCAAAGUUCCAUUGAACUUCAUCUUUCUUUUUGUCUUUACUGUUCUGGAAGGUGUGGUGUUGGGAGCUGUUUCAGUUUAUUAUGGUGCUAAUGCUGUGAUGUGGGCUAUAGGAGCGACUGCAUUUGUGUCAUUUGGACUAACCAUAUUUGCCAUGCAAUCCAAGUGGGACUUCACCAUGGGGAGUGGAAUUUUAUGUGUCGUGUUAUUGGUUUUGCUAGCAUUUGGUCUUCUGUGUGCAAUAAUACGAUCAUUUUGGCUCCAAAUAGUUUAUGCUUCCCUAGGAACACUGAUAUUUGCAAUUUACCUAGUUAUUGACACCCAGCUGAUGCUUGGAGGGAAACAUCGUUAUGCUCUGAGUCCUGAGGAGUACAUCUUUGCAUCACUGAACCUCUACCUUGACAUCAUCAACCUCUUUCUUUUCAUACUCCAGAUCAUUGGACUUUCUCGCUAAUCAAUGAAAGCAAGUAGCACAUUGAGUCUUGUACAUCACAUCACUAGUAAAUCACAGAAAAGUUUGAUUGUUUAAUGCCAUUAUUGCUGUUACAUCUUUGCAGCAAUAAUUUUCUUAUGGAAACAGACACCAUAAAAUAGAGCUGAACAAAAAACACAGCAGAGUAUUUAAACUUAGAAAAUAUAGAUUUUUUUCAUAAUGUAUUAUAAUCCUUGCAUUUGAUAUUGCAAUAAAGUCAAAAAAUACAUUGAAAUAUUUUACACAGGAUGUAACAAUUUGGCAUAACAAAUUGAUUGCUUACAGAUGUGUUCCCAAUGCAUACUAUUAUAUAAAAUGUAAUAACAAAUGAUGCCUCAGUACAUCGUUAUAUUGUGAUAUCAGGCAUUUAAUACUCUAAUUUGUCAAACUGGAUGAUUUUUGUAUUUGUGUAACUCAGAUUCUUUUGUAAAUUUGGAAAUAAAGUGCCAAACUAGAAGUUUUUAAAAUAACUAA